Spizellomyces punctatus DAOM BR117 is the source of this 1595-nucleotide messenger RNA. RefSeq lists its product as uncharacterized. Bases 15 to 1514 code for a protein of 499 amino acids. Lineage: Eukaryota; Fungi; Chytridiomycota; Chytridiomycetes; Spizellomycetales; Spizellomycetaceae. Gene Ontology annotation, molecular function: oxidoreductase activity. The record is from RefSeq and is a predicted model, not a curated record. The transcript has 6 exons.
CGCGGUCUUGACUUAUGCUGGGUCGUUAUCUGAAUAAUCCUCAAACCCAGACUUUGUGUUUGCGUGUCUCAUUUCCUCACAUUCGUUCACUUGUCUCUAUAAUGGGGGAUGUAGGUAUCCGAUCCAAUCAGGAAGUUUUUGAUGUGGUGGUCGUGGGAGCGGGCAUGGCUGGUCUAAGUGCAGCCAAUAUACUUCAUCGUGCGGGAUUGUCAGUUGUUGUGCUGGAAGCUCGGGACCGCAUUGGGGGACGGAUACAUACUUGCAUGGAUCUUGGGCGGCCGGUUGAUUUGGGGGCAAGCUGGAUUCAUGGGACCGAUGGGAACCCCCUUGCGUCCAUUCUCCCCUCAAAACGCAUAUCAACGUCUUCAAGAUCCUUAUUAUUCCGUCCAGACAAUUUUCAACCCAUUCCAAUGGACGAUGGAGAGGCGCUUUGGGAAAAGUUUUGGGCGCUGCGCGAACGUAUGGGAGAGGCUGCCAAGCGCGGACAUGGGGAUGUAUCCAUAAAGGAGUUUGUUGAUUCCGAUCCUGAGUGGAAGAGUGCCGUUCAAGAGACGCCAUUGUCACAACUGAUGCUUCCCCGUAUGACUCAGCUACUAGAGUCAAUUGAGGCAGCGGCUUUGGAAAAAUGCUCUAUUAAAGAGUUUGAGGUUGACGAGUAUCCGGGAGAACAGGCUUGGCUAAUUGAUGGAUAUAUGCCUGUAUUGGAACAAGUCGCAAAAGACAUUUUGAAAACUGAUGGAGCCGUACGGCUGAAUGACGAGGUUGUAAAGAUUGAUUACAGUGGAGAUUGUGACGGCGGAACUAGUUCCCAACAACCGCUGGUGAACAUAACCACCGCGUCGGACAUUGUUUAUGUUGCCCGGAAAUGUUUGGUAACGAUUCCACUUGGAGUAAUGCAAAACAAGCACACGAGUCUUUUCGUCCCUCCACUUCCUACUGCAAAGCAGCAAUCCUUGAACAAGAUCGGUUUUGGACUUCUCGACAAGAUCUGUCUCCGCUUCCCCUAUCGAUUUUGGCCCAACGACGUCGAUUUUAUCGAAGCUUUUUCAGAAAGGUUGCCAUACCCAGGUCUCACUUCCUUUAUCAUUGCAAAAGGAGAUGAACAUGACGACCAUAUCUUGGUGGCAUUCGCUAGCGUAAAGGCAGCUGAUAUGAUUGAAUCCAUGGCAGAUGCGGAGGUCACCGAACUGGUGAUGCAGGUCCUGCAAAAGUGUUUCAGUCAUAUGGGACAGAUUGUGCCUUACCCCGAGCAGGUAGUCAUUACGAGAUGGGGGAAAGAUCCCUUUGCCAGAGGAAGUUAUUCGCACAUGCAGACUGGACGGACGACCCACGAAGAUAGGGAAGAGUUGGCCAAACCUUUACCUGACCUGAUGAGCGGUGAAAAGUUCCCGCGAACACCUACGCUGUUCUUUGCCGGCGAACACACCGUACGGGACCAUUUUGCUACGGUUCAUGGUGCUCUCUUGAGCGGAUGGCGCGAGGCUGAACGUAUUCUAAAGGGGUUGCGUAAAUAGAGCAGACUUCUUUCAAGAUUUGGUGGACGACAUCAUGUCAGUGCACAUUGCGGGACGUUCGGUCAUGAUAGAUAAUAGAUG